UUUUUAUAACUAACCCAUCAUUAGUAGCUGUUUCUACUAUAUGUGUAGCUAGCUUACAGAGCUGUCUCGGUAGGCAAUAGGAAAGUCUAAUAACUAUGCUAAACUGUGAAGUUCAGGAAAAUGUCUUAGUCUGACAGUUACAUAAAUGGACUGAUGAUUACUUUUCAACUGUCGUGAAUUCAGCUAGCUAGCAGCCAGCCAGCCUCUAGCAAUGCCUCUCGUCCCUGCAAACCAGCCACAAUUGAUUCGCUCAAGUCAGAAGGACGAACAUUAUCAACACUGUCUGAGGAACAACGCGAAUGAAACUUUCCAGACUCUUGCAGGCAAGUAGGCAGGAUAGACCACUAUACCCUACAUGACAAUUUAUAACAUAGCUAUGCAUACAUAAGCUAGUCAGCCAUAUCCUCCUUUAUGAUGCACUAUAUAUACAAAAGUAUAUGGACACCUCUUCAAAUUAGUGGAUUCGGCUAUUUCAGCCAAACCUGUUGCUGACAGGUGUAUAAAAUCGAGCACACCGACGUGCAAUCUCCAUAGAUAAACAUUGGCAGUAAAAUGGCCUUACUGAAUAGCUCAGUGACAUUCAACGUGGUACAGUCAUAGGAUGCCACCUUUCCAACAAGUCAGUUCGUAAAAUGUCUGCCCUGCUAGAGCUGCCCCUGUCAACUGUAAGCGCUGUUAUUGUGAAGUGGGAACUUCUUGGCGCGACAAUGGCUCAGCUGCGAAGUGGUAGGCCACACAAGCUCACAGAACGGGACCGCCGAGUGCUGAAGCGUGUAGCGCAUAAAAAUCGUCUUUCCUCGGUUGGAACAUGUACUUUUGGUCAUGUAAUUAUAUUAUUCUUACAGUAGCCAUGUUUUUUUUUUCUUUACUCCUACAGGGUCCAAGAGAUGGCUGCACUGGAGAAAAGAGAUCGAACUCCUGUCAGACCUUGCAUACUGUGGUUUAACCACAUUCUCAGGUAGGGAAACAUACAGCUUCACCCCUGUAGUACAGUGUUAAAAUCUGAUAUGCAAGCAUACCAUUAAAGACAGACCAGACAAAUGGCAUCCAUCUUUGAUUUUACAAUGCCUUUCCUAACCACACGACCUCACUGUUCCUCCAUGUGUCAUCCAGGGUACCAAACGUUGGGUGAGGAGUAUGUCAAUAUCAUCCAGGUGGACCCCACCCUGUGCAGAGUACCGUCCCGUUCCAGACGAGGAGCCCUGGUGCUUCUCCACAGCCUGUUUCCUUACCUGCUGGACAAAUUGCUGGUGUGCCUGGAGAAUGAGCUGGAGGCAGGGGAGGAAAGCCAGGGAGGGGGAGGGGGAGGGGAGGCCGGAGAGCAGAAGUGGCCAGUCCCUGGAGCCCCGAAGCCUGGAGGAGAGGCUGGGUCCGGAGGGGGGUGGGGCAGCUCACGGAGCCCCAGAGGAGGGCGUGCGUGCCGGCCUUGUUGGCCCUCCAGCAGGGACUCUCCAUCCUCCACCGGUUGCACGUGGCCCUGUUUUACAUCAGCGGGGCCUUCUACCACCUGGGGAAGAGAACGGCCGGCAUCAGCUAUGUGGGUAUUUGUUUGAGAACCUAUGGAGGAACGGAGGUUUGUGUCAAUGACGUGAGCCCCAUUGUUAACCUUAGCAACUACCACAAAGGGUAAAGAAAGCUUCAGAAUAUGUUUUGCUUGACAUUAAGAUGCUAUAUAUUUUUUAUUUAAAACAUAUUCAUGCAAUCCUAAAUGGUUGGAUAAUAGAUCCUUUGCUACACCACUACUAAUAUCCAACUAUGACUUGAAUAAUGUCUCUUCUGUACUAGAUAUAUCUAGCUAGCUUGCUCUUCAUUGCUAGCAUAGCUGCGUGUGCAGCCAGGCAGGUUGGAAUUGGAUAGCUAGCGAGCAUUACAGAUCGACAAACAAGCCAAAAAGUAGUAUUCCGACUAGAUAUAUAACUAGCUAGCUAGCUUAGCUGGGUUAUCAACCUAAUGCCUGGGUUGGAAAAUAGCUAGCUUGUCACAUUCAAAAUCCUUAGCUAGCUAAGCAGCUUGAGUCACUCCCAGACUUUUGGUAAUGCAGUCCGUCCUGACCGUAAAACCAGUUAUUCAAACCUGACUGUUAUCGAUGACAACUAGUUGGCGCAAGUCUUUUAAUUACACACAGUGGUGAUGUCGUUUUCUCAACAAUAUUUCUGAUUUAUGUUGAUAAACUGACACUGCUUGCCUUGCCUCAACUACAGCAUGACACUUCACGAAAGUUAUAGCUCUUUUUAGUUUAUCUCAAAUAAAAUACAGAAAUGCAAACGCAUUUGGUAAUGUUCACACCAGGUUCCCACUCACACUAGAUAUGAGCCCACCAAACUUGUCUGUUUUUUCAGUGGCACAGGACACCAUACCGCAUGCAGUUGGUGUAUUGAAUUAGCGUUUCACCACCUUUGCUUCGUAGCUUGUAAUAAGUGGUAAAAGUGAUUUGUUUUGGCAAUUCGACAUGGUAGCUCAUAGAUCAUACGUCAGACAUCAACUCGGUUAUAGAUAGAAUACAUGAUUGUAUGAACAUUUUACAUUUUUAGCCAUUUAACGCAGCACUAAAUUGAAAGUUUCAAUUAGAUUCCUUUUUCUUUACCCAUGGUGGGCAGGACCUAAGCAGUUGCCAGGGAAGCAAGGCCUCAAAGGGCUGUUUUUCUCCAUUCAGUAGUGCACACCGUAGCAAAAGUUGUUUCAAUGGAAAAUAUAAACAAAAAUGUAUUUUUGCAAGUUCAGGUAAUCCCUCAAGCGCAUUUGUUUUCUGUUGCAAAAUGUUUUGCUACUGUGUGGCCUAAUGAAUAUGACCCAUGUCUCAGUGUUACUAGUGUAUGCUUCAGCAUGCCAUUUCUCACCAUUCUUUCCCCGGACGGUUAGCUGCGGGUGUGUGGCAUGACAGGGGAUGACGAGGCCAUCCAGAGCAGUUACAGGCUCCUGGGCGUGGUCUCCCUGCUGCAGCUGGCCCUCACGCUGGCCCUGCAGCUCAACAUCCACCGACAGAGAGCCCGGCAGGAGUGGAGACAACACAGGAACCUGCCUUCCAGGUACACUGUAGGAAGAAUAGUAGAUGUUACAGAAGUGUUUAUGGGGACAUUAGAAUGAUGCAAUAUGGAUACAAUUUGCCCCAUGCAUCCUUUUCAAUGUAAUUAUUGAGGUAUGCAUAUUAAUUUUGCAUAUACAUGUGUUACAGUUAACCCAUAUGUGUGUGUGUGUGUCCAGGUCCCAGUCUGUAGAGGAGACCAACUCACCCCGUGCCUCUCGCUGUAUCCUGUGCCUAGAGGAGAGGAGGCACUCGACCUCUACCCCAUGUGGCCACCUGUUCUGCUGGGAGUGCAUCACAGAGUGGUGUAACACCAAGGUGAGACUAUAGAUACAUUAAAUGACUACUGUUCUAUUUAAUUAUGUGGGGAAACACCACGUACGCUCUUUUAAGGGGGUAUGUCUACUAUAAAAGUGGCACAGUCCAGAAACUACCUCUAACCCAUAGGCACUUGUGUAGGUCUGACAGGACUGGAGGGGUAUAAAGAAUGACAAAUAUUCCACCUAGCUAGCAUGUCAGGUACUAUGAAACCAAGUUAAAAGCUAUAAAUGCAAUGCAUCGCUAUUGUUCUCUCUCCACAGACAGAGUGCCCUUUGUUUCGUGAGAAGUUCCAGCCUCCUCGACUAGUCUACCUGAGAAACUAUUAGCCGAAGAGCCAGAACCACUAGCGUGGCUUUUAUUACAUGGCUUCACUUCCUAAAUGACUGGAUCGCCACAUUGAACUGUUGAAUCGUUAAACACAACUGUGUCUUUCUUAGAGUUUAGCUAUCCCUGUUCAAGUUACGUCCGAAUAGCAGCUCACUUCAGAGAAUGCCCUGGAGAUCUUAUUUUGGGCCCUUGAUUCAGAUAUUACUGAAAACUCUGUAUCAAGAUAUCUCCAGUGUGAAACAAAAUGGAUAAAGCAUUUCAAAUUGUUUUCGUAAUGUUGCAGAAUAUUAUUGUCAAGAUCUGUACAGCUCUGUCCUCAGCCCUUUCAUUCUGUAUCAUGGAUACACACUGGAAUAAUUUGUGUGUAUUUUUUUUAUGGGAAUGCAUAAUGCAGUGCACUAUAUUGAGCAAUCAUUAAUUUUGAAAUGGUUUGCAUAUGAAUGAUGUUUGGAUUGUAUCAGUCUAAUUUAUCUAAAUUAAAACUUAAUAAAAUAUGAAUCAACUAUGCAACUUUUGUAAUAAACAAC
Coregonus sp. 'balchen' is the source of this 4197-nucleotide messenger RNA. NCBI's taxonomy places the organism in Eukaryota, Metazoa, Chordata, Actinopteri, Salmoniformes, Salmonidae. The record is from the annotation of a GenBank genome assembly.